This is a messenger RNA of Daucus carota subsp. sativus, 922 nucleotides long. RefSeq lists its product as uncharacterized. The record is from RefSeq and is a predicted model, not a curated record. Lineage: Eukaryota; Viridiplantae; Streptophyta; Magnoliopsida; Apiales; Apiaceae. Gene Ontology annotation, cellular component: transcription factor TFIIH holo complex. The transcript has 5 exons. The coding region runs from base 120 to 677 and encodes 185 amino acids. Gene Ontology annotation, biological process: DNA repair; regulation of transcription by RNA polymerase II; regulation of cyclin-dependent protein serine/threonine kinase activity.
AUUCCUAAUUUCAAAUCUUUUUACAAUAUUCCCAAAAUAAAUAAGUACUUGUAUUCGUGAAAAAUUCCGACGAAGCAUAAGCAAGCUGAAGGCUGCCGCCGUAAUCAAUCUGAACAACAAUGGUGGUGGUGGCAGCUGGUACCACCACUUUCGUCAAGGAGAUGGCCAUCCGUAAACGCAUUUCCAAUAUAUUUAAUAAAAGAGAAGAUGAUUUUGCUUCGUUGCGAGAGUAUAAUGAUUACUUGGAGGAUGUUGAGGACAUGAUCGUGAACAUGGUUGAAGGAAUUGAUGUUCCUGCCAUUGAAGCGAGGAUUGCCCAAUACCAGAAAGAAAAUGCUGAACAAAUAAUGAUUUCCCAAGCUCGGAAGGCAGAAGAAUAUGCAGCAGCAUUGGCAGCGAGCAGAGGGCAGCCUGUUCAUAACGAGUUAGAUGCGGCUGCUGGUCAGAGCUUUCAAGCUACAAGUGGUGCAGGUGGGCAUUAUGUCCCUGCAGUUGCUGGCGGUACCAUAGCACAGCCAAUUCCAGUCGGAUCGGGACAUGAGAUGCUGGGUUAUCACUUUGAUGAUGAAGAAAUGAUGAAACUUAAAGCAAAAAAUGGUGGAAAAGCUGGAGGGUGGAGCAUAGAAUUAAGCAAGAAAAGAGAAUUUGAAGAAGCCUUUGGAAGCAUUUGGAUAUGAUUUCUUAGGUAGUGUACAACUAUUUUUGGUUAAAACCUUUUUGUUUAAAAUUUCAACUUUGUAAUGAGUGUAAAGAAAACCUUAUUUUCUUCCUGGCUGGCUAUUGGAAUUGUCCAAUGCCCUGUCAACAGGAAUUUGGAGUGAUAGGCAGGUGAUGUAUUUUGUGUUAUACAUCAGAAGUAAAAUUUUGAAGAAAGAUAUUGAUUGUAAACUUAAAUUAUCAAGUUGAUAAUUUUGACUAGCUA